Messenger RNA from Enhydra lutris kenyoni (northern sea otter), 810 nucleotides. Its product is annotated as syntaxin binding protein 6. Gene Ontology annotation, biological process: regulation of SNARE complex assembly; Golgi to plasma membrane transport; exocytosis. Gene Ontology annotation, molecular function: phosphatidylinositol-4,5-bisphosphate binding. The transcript is spliced from 6 exons. Lineage: Eukaryota; Metazoa; Chordata; Mammalia; Carnivora; Mustelidae. The record is from RefSeq and is a predicted model, not a curated record. Bases 80 to 712 code for a protein of 210 amino acids. Gene Ontology annotation, cellular component: plasma membrane; exocyst.
CGUGCCGCACACUGGCACUGCCCCGGCACUAGCCGGGCUGCACGAAAACUCACUGUGUGCCCUCCUCAGUUGUUCUACAAUGAGUGCCAAGUCUGCCAUCAGCAAGGAAAUUUUUGCACCUCUUGAUGAAAGAAUGCUGGGAGCUGUCCAAGUCAAGAGGAGGACAAAGAAGAAGAUUCCUUUCUUGGCAACCGGGGGUCAAGGAGAAUAUUUAACAUAUAUCUGCCUGUCAGUGACCAACAAGAAACCCACCCAGGCAUCCAUCACGAAGGUCAAACAGUUUGAAGGCUCCACAUCGUUCGUGCGGAGGUCCCAGUGGAUGCUUGAGCAGCUUCGCCAGGUUAAUGGCAUCGAUCCUAAUCGGGAUUCUGCAGAGUUUGACUUGUUGUUUGAAAAUGCAUUUGACCAGUGGGUAGCCAGCACAGCCUCUGAAAAGUGCACCUUCUUCCAGAUCCUCCACCACACCUGCCAGAGGUACCUCACGGACAGGAAGCCGGAGUUCAUUAACUGCCAGUCCAAAAUCAUGGGAGGAAACAGCAUCCUCCAUUCGGCGGCCGACAGCGUGACCAGCGCCGUACAGAAAGCCAGCCAGGCCUUGAACGAGCGCGGGGAGCGGUUAGGCCGAGCAGAGGAGAAGACAGAAGACAUGAAGAACAGCGCCCAGCAGUUCGCGGAGACUGCACACAAGCUUGCCAUGAAGCACAAGUGUUGAGACACUCCCUGUCGCGGCAAUGACCCUCUCGAGAGAAAUGGAAGAGUUUGCUCAGCAGUUUUUACAAGAAUUCCGGACCUCUGCUUUUUUUUUUUUUU